This is a messenger RNA of Durusdinium trenchii, 2814 nucleotides long. Lineage: Eukaryota; Dinophyceae; Suessiales; Symbiodiniaceae. The record is from the annotation of a GenBank genome assembly.
AUGCCCCCUUGUGAGCGGCGCAAUACUGGAACCAGGAAAGGUCGUGGCAGCGGUUGGUGCAGCAACCUAGACUGCAGGGAAGCAGAGAGGAAGGAGAAGCAAGAGGAGAAGGAGGCGGUCAAGCGCUUGCGGCAAGAGGAGCGGAAGAAAAGGGGCGCUGGUGGUGAGCGCGGGCCUUGUCCAGAUUCUGCGGAGGUGAAGGCAGAGAAGCUGGAGGCAGAGGUUGGCCCGCCCUACCAUGAUGAAGACAGCUUCACUGACGAGCAAGUGGUCAAGAAGUAUUGCCGCUACCUGCGCCACUGGGCGGUCUAUGGCUUGUCAAAGGUAUGUGACCUCUGCCGUACCCUCACACCAGGAAAGCAUUGCAAGGUGAUACGAAAGCAGGCGGAAGGAGAACCGCGACAAGUUGCGUGCAGAAACUGCCGGGAAAAGAAGCCCACCUAUGUCCUACCGCCGCUUCCCACCAUCCCUCCAGCUCUGGCAGUCCUGAACCCCUUGGAGCGCCGUUUGAUAGCCAUGGCCAAGGUGGACCAGGUGCUCAUUGAUAAGCUGCCUGCCGGAGGCCCCAGCGCACAAUGGGGCAGGAUGUAUGUCAUACCAACAGAGGAGCCUGAGCUGUGCGAUUUGCUGGAAGAGGCCGAGUUGGGGGAAGAUGGCAAGGUCUAUGUGAAGGGCGUCCAAGGCUUGAUGGCUUCUACCGCCCGCUUGGAAUACCUACAGGCAGGCCUGCGGGCAUUGAAGCUGCAGCAUGAAGCCUGCAAAGCUUCCGAGGCCGUGGACAAGACCUUGGUCAACAUGGGCCGGAUCUUGGCGCAAAUCCCGCCAGCGCUUGCCCCACUAGAACCUCAACAAAGCAAGGGCCCCAUGGACGACAAGGGGGAAGAGGAAGACGAAGACCUCGAAGUCACCUACCUCACGGCAAGGGACCCUACCAUCCCCAAGGCGGACCUGAAGACCUUGCAAGAGCUCCGGCGCAAGGCCAGGCACACGAUCGACAAUGUGGAUGCCCACCUCUUCCCGCACUUGUUCCCCGAGGGCGAGGGCGGCUACCCCCAGCAAGCCAACAAGAAGUUCACGGAGUAUGCUCGCCAGAGGCUGCUUGGACAAGACGGGCGCUUCGAGAAGGACCCCUCCUACUCCAUGUGGCUGCUAGAAGAGCACAUGAAGAAACGCCUCUCCGGGAACGUCAAUGUCCGAAUGAAAGGCCAAGAGCUACCACAGAUGGGCAGUCGGUAUGAAGCCUUCAACCGCAAAGUUUUCUCGGCCUUGAGGGACCUGCCGGGCACAUUGCCUUACCUCUACUCCAAGAAAGGGGUGGCCAUGAGCAUGUAUGAUCAGCUCGGAAAGCCUCAGUUCUUCUUGACUUUGACGUGCCAUUGCAGGCAGCCCAACAUCUUGGCGGCCGUGGUGAUCGCCAAGCUCCUCCGGGAUCACGCCUUUGCAGCUGGUGGGGAAGAAGUGGAAGAGCAGGCGGCCAAAAUCGUGCACCAGUACAUGAUCAACGAAAACCACACAUGGGAUGGCAUGACCGCAAACCAGCUGUGCAAUUCCAUGCCGGCCAUCGUUGCACGGCAGUUCAUGCAUGGCCUCAGGCAGAUGCUCCAUUGGCUCCAGGGUGGCGAUGGCCGUGGGAAGUUCGAGGCCGGGAAUGUGGAUGAACAAGACCGCCCAGAUGUUGACAGCCAUGGCUCAGAUGAAGAAGCCCCUGCUAUGGAUGAAGCCGGACAACACCAUGGCAUGAGCCGGGGGAAGCCUCCGUUCAAAGUGCUGGACUACAUCGUGCGCAUCGAAUGGCAAAAGCGAGGGUACCCACACGCCCACAUCCUCCUUUGGGCGGACAUUCCUGACGUUGCCGGCAACCGGAGGCCUGAUGAUGCAGAGCCGGUGGAUUGGUCGGAUGACAAGGUGAGGGAGAACUGCAUUCCAACUUGCGCAGAGGACCUCAGUGACAAAUACAUCCGCACCAAGUCGGCCUACCGCUGGAAGAAUGAUGACUCCAAGGUUCCAGAGAAGAGGCGUAAAGUCAACGCAAAGCUGGCUACUUUCAUGGAGCGCAAGUGCGGACCUUACUGCGGAAAGUACACCCUGGGUAGCUGCCGCUUUGGGUUUCCAAGGGCUGCAGAAGAGCAGAGCAGGUGGCGCACGCCGCAGGAGCAAUUCAAUAGCCGAUGGAAAUCCAGCCUGGCAGCCCGGCGGCACCAAGAUGAUGGCAUGGUGGGGCAGUACAAUGAGGCCAUCCUUCGCUUUUGGCGCGCCAGCAUGGACUUGCAAGUUAUCAGUGAGCUGACGUGUGCCAGCAAGUACAUCCUUGGCUAUGCUUUCAAGUCAGAAGAAGACCUUGCGGCAAAGAAGCGCAUCGAUACCAUCAUGGAGGGUUUCCUCCAGGAUUUGGGCCGGGUGGACUUGACCACGAACGAGGUGUACAGAGCAGCCCAUGCAGCAACACAAGGGCGCACCACCUCCACCUUUGAGGCGGCUCACUACAUCCUGGGCUUUCCCACAGUCUUCUUCUCCAGGGACAAUGAGUGGAUUCAAGUUGGCUCUCCUGCGACCUGGACAUUGACAAUUCCACAGAUGGAGGAGGCAGACGCCUUGCAAGAUCCAGAGCAAUAUGCAGCCAUGAGGCGACUAGCUGGCACAGACUUAAGGCACCAGGGAGGCACCGGAAAGGACCAAUUGGACAGCCGGGGAGGCACCAGGGAGGCAAGAGGGGGCACCAGGGAGGCACCAGGGAGGCAGGAAAGGACCAAUUGGACGGCACCAGGAGGCACCAGGGAGGCAGGGACCCAUUGGACAGCAUGGGAGGCAGUAUAG